ACAAGCGUCAGCAAGAAUACAGGUUUUGCAUGACAAAGUUGGACAGGAGUGUAGUGCUAUUUGGGCUGCGAGAACUUGUCAUGCUAACAGUGCCCAGAGGCAAGGUGUAAAUUAGACAUUUUGCAUCACAAAUGAGGGGGAGGGGGAGUUGUGCACUCUCAUGAUACGCGGCCGCAAAGUGGCACGGACGCGCGGCCGCGGCGGCACGAUCAGCCGGGACCACUUUUGCAAACGCAACAGUACCAGUAGAGGUAGACGUGAAAAACACAGAAGUUAAUGAUCCCGACGCAUUUAUCUUUAAGUAAAUAAUUUUUACGUGCACAAGCACUUGAAGCAAGUUUAUCUUUAUUGUUGACUCUUUCAAGGGCAGCUCCGAGAAAAUGAGAACAUCACUGGUGUUUCUAACACUUUGAGGCCGCUUAUGAAAGUUUGUGAACCGGAGAAUCAUGAUUGUCGUGAUCUUCCGUUCCAACUGCACGAGGCCGAUUUUGAAAAUGCUACUGAACUCGUCGCAGACCAUUAUUUUGUGUGUAUGAUUGGAACGACCGGAAACGAAAUGCGAAUCAUGCAAACACAACAGUACCAGUAGAGGUAGACGUAAAAAACACAGAAGAUAAUCCCGGCGCAUUUAAUAUCUUUAAUUACGUCUACGUGCACAAGCACUUGAAGCAAGUUUAUCUUUAUUGUUUACUCUUUCGAGGGCAGCUCCGAGAAAAUGAGAAAAUCACUGGUGUUUCUAAUACUUUGAGGCCGCUCAUGAAAGUUUGUGAACCGGAGAAUCAUGAUUGUCGUGAUCUUCCGUUCCAACUGCACAAGGCCGAUUUUGAAAACGCUACUGAAAUCGCAGACCAUUAUUCUGUGUGUAUGAUUGGAACGACCGGAAACGAAAUGUGAAUCAAUAGUUCGAAAGAACGCAAGCAAAAGGUCGAUAGCUUGUGCUUGUUGACGAGCAAGGAUCUUUCGAAGCACUGCCGUUUUAAACAACCGCUUUUUAUCUGGAGGUAAAGAACCAGAGCCUCUACCUCCCAACUGAUGAUAAAAAUCUACAUACUAGUAAAGCGUGCAAGCCGCGGCACGCAGGG
This is a messenger RNA of Amoebophrya sp. A120, 1082 nucleotides long. The record is from the annotation of a GenBank genome assembly. NCBI's taxonomy places the organism in Eukaryota, Dinophyceae, Syndiniales, Amoebophryaceae.